CCGAGCCUCCUCCUUUAUCUCUCCUCCUCGCCGUCUCUCAUCGCCAACAUGGCCUCUCUUCUCGAGCGCAUGAGCCUCCCCGCCGGUUCCGGGCCCUCCGUCGGCCCCGUCCGCGCAAAGUCCAACCGUGCCGCAGCAGCCUCCGCCGCCGCGCCUUACAACCGGAAACAGCGCCCGCCCAAGGCGGACGUGAAUGACACCUGGAAGCACGACAUGUUCGGCGCCGAGCCGCGCUCCCUCGCCACACGCCUCACCACCGCGCCCGCCGGCGCGCCGAAGCUCAACCUCGGGCUCGCCGACCGCGCCCUGCGCGAAGCCACGGGCGAGAAGGGCUUCUCGAUCAAGGGAGCGAGCUCGCGGGGGAACGUGGUGCAGGUUUCUGGGCUCGCGAAGGGCACGACCGCUGCCGACGUCGAGGCGAUUUUCAAGCGUUGCGGCGCGAUCACCUCCGCAUCUCUGCACUCCGCCUCACCUGAGCCCGUCGUGCGGCUCACCUACAAGAACGAAAAGGACGCGCAGGGCGCGGUCGCCAAGUUCCACGGCCAGCCCGCAGACGGCCGCACGCUCGAAGUCAAGAUCGUCGGCGGCGUCAACGCGACGCUCUCCGGCCGGAUCGGCGCUGCGCUCGUCGAGGGCAGCGUCGACGUCCUCAUGGGCGACGACAACGCCAAUAACGGGUCCAAACUACGAUCAGACGAGCUCCUCAGCAAGGACUCCCGCGCGCACAUCCUCGUCGCGCCCCCGGGCGCCGACCCGAAGGACUACGUGCAGAAGCCCGCGCGGGGCAACGGGCGCGGACGCGGUCGCGGCCGUAGCGGUCGCGGACGGCGCGGUGGCGGAAAGAUGGACGUCGACCGGUGAACGGCUCCCGCUCCUCUCGUAUCCUUCCAGAGCCGCCUCUCUCGCGCAGGGCAUGCCCGGCUCGCAUCCCCAGCCCGCUACAGAAGACACACGCACGCACAUGCCUCCCUCCUCUCCUCUCCCUUCUCCCACUCGGACUCUCGUCGAAAUCCAAUAUAACGCCCCGCCCUCCGCCGCAUACCAUAUACUCUACCUCUAUCUACCCCGCCGCCCGCUCUACUCCUAUUCGCCCGUGCCCGCUGUAGUCCGUGUCCCCCCACUCGCCAUGUCUCC
Molecule: messenger RNA, 1134 nt
Organism: Trametes versicolor FP-101664 SS1
Lineage: Eukaryota; Fungi; Basidiomycota; Agaricomycetes; Polyporales; Polyporaceae
Exons: 4
Coding region: 49-861 (270 amino acids)
Biological process (GO): mRNA export from nucleus
Cellular component (GO): nucleus
Molecular function (GO): mRNA binding
Source: RefSeq, a predicted model, not a curated record